AUGCUCUGCCAGCAGUACAGCCACGAGCGCAUUGAGCUCCGCCUGUCUCGCCUGCAGCACCAUGCGUUUCAAUGCUUCUGCGUCAGUGUCUGCCUCUCCUUCCCCCGCCUCACACCAAUGCUCUCCCAAGUUGCUGGGGUCACCUGCACCAGUGCUUCCCUGCGCCCUCCCCACAGUACCCCUCCGCGUUCUCCUCCGUUCCCCGCUCGCGCCCCUCUAUCCGCCCCCGCCCACCUGGCCCCUCUUGGAGCCCUUGGCGCGCAAUCUCCCCACUUACCUCUCUCCCACCCUUCCCCACCCCUCCGCCUGCCCCUUCUCCGCUCCUCUGCCAUCCUGCUCCGCCCCUUGCUCCACCUUCUCCCAUCCCUCCCCACGUUUCCGCCAAACUCAAACCAUACGUGGCCAUAUCCCCCCUUCCCCCUCCCCUCCCCGCGCCUCCCCUCCCCGCUCCGCCUCUCCUUCGUCUGCGCACCCUCGCACACUGGCGCACACACCAAAUUGCGCGGGCUCUUGAGGAGGCGGCGGAAUGGGCUCGCGCGUAGCGGUGGUGAUGCCGGCGCGGGAGAGGAAAUGAUCCAGGCGGAGCGCAACUGGCGCGGACUUCCACCGCCUCUUUGCGCCGCCGCCGCCACCGCCGCCGCUUCAGCCUAUGCUGUUCGCAUGGACGUGCUGUUUCCGUCACUGCCGCAGCCGACUGUCCUGCCUAUGAGCGGUGCUUGCCCCAUGCGCCAUUGCCGCUGCUCUUCGCGCCUCUUCUCCGCCAUCAUGAAUUGGAAUGUAUCGCUCGUUGCGUAA
Molecule: messenger RNA, 795 nt
Organism: Closterium sp. Naga37s-1
Lineage: Eukaryota; Viridiplantae; Streptophyta; Zygnematophyceae; Desmidiales; Closteriaceae
Source: the annotation of a GenBank genome assembly